Molecule: messenger RNA, 1334 nt
Organism: Aphidius gifuensis
Lineage: Eukaryota; Metazoa; Arthropoda; Insecta; Hymenoptera; Braconidae
Product: E3 ubiquitin-protein ligase PPP1R11-like
Exons: 4
Coding region: 272-634 (120 amino acids)
Cellular component (GO): nucleus
Molecular function (GO): protein phosphatase 1 binding; protein serine/threonine phosphatase inhibitor activity
Source: RefSeq, a predicted model, not a curated record
UUACAGAUUUACAGUUUUACCAACAACUUAAGGAAAAAAAAAAAGGCUAUAUUCACUUGUCGUGACGUUAGUCAUAUUAGAUUUGUCGAAAAAAAAAUAGAGAGACUGCUCUUUUUCUCUCUCUCUCGUUUUUCUACAUGUGUCCGAUCGUUAUUACAAAAAAAAAAUAAUAAACACACAUGCAUAAAAAAAUAAAACUUUAAGAAAAAAUAAAUAAUUUAUCGGGAGUGUUAGAUAUUGUGAUUAAUUAUUAAUUUCUUCCAAUAAUUAAAUGGCAGGUCCUUCAAGUUCACAGACACAAACAGAGACUGUUUUGCAAGAAGAUGUCGUCGAUUCAAAUCAGGAUGUUCAGACAAUUACAUUGUGUCUAAGAAAACCAAGAUCAAGUAAAAAAGUACAGUGGACAUCGAGCACAGUUGAUAAUGAAAAUAUGAAUAAAAAAAAAUCAAAAUGUUGUUGUAUUUAUGAGAAGCCAAAAGAAUUCGGUGAGAGUAGUUCUGACGAAAGUGAAGACGAAUGUGAACAUUGUCAUGGUCACAAAGAUGGUCACAUUAAAAUAAUUCCAGGUCAAACAAUAACACCAAGUGACAGUAUUACGCCUCGACCUGAACCAAUUCCAACAGGAUCAACAUGAAAUUAUUGCCAAUUUAAAAAUUUAAUUAUUUAAUUUUUAAAAAAUCAUUAGCUCAAUUCAAUUCGUUAUUGUAUGAAAUAAAAUAUUAAUAAUUAUUAUUAUUCCUGUUGAAAAAAAGGAUAAUCGUCGUAAAAAAUUAACUGGAAAAAAAAAAUAUACUUAAAUUGAAAAAAUGUAGUUUUUAGUUGAAAACAUUUUGUGAUUUUUCAUAAAUUAAUUAAUCUUGUAUUUUAUUUUUUCAUCUACUUACUACAAUUAUUUUUGACAAUUCGUUUUUUUUUUUUUUCUAUUUAUUAUUUAAAUUAUGUGCAUACUGGGUCAAUACUUUGUGCGCAUUUUUUUUUGAGUUUACAAUAUUUAUUUUGUGUGAACAAAUAACACAUUUAUAAUGGUAAAAUUUGAAACCUAUUUUCAAUUUAUUGUUAUACAUAAGUAUAUCACUAUUUUUUCUCGUUAAAUUUAAAAGUCACAAUUUAAUUUACUUGAGUUUUUAUAUAAGCUACUUAUGAUAGAUAUUAAAUGGAUUUUAAAUUCAAGUGCUUCCUGGCUUCCGGUUAAUCAAUAAAAUAGUCAUUUAAAUCGCAGAAAAGAUAUACUUAUGGAUAACAUUAAAAUUAUAUAUUCAAUUAUUUCAUAACAUUUUUCUUUUUAUUUAUUCAUUAUCAUCAUUUCAUAAUUUAUUAAUUAUUUAAAAAACAUG